Messenger RNA from Gamsiella multidivaricata, 2280 nucleotides. RefSeq lists its product as uncharacterized. Gene Ontology annotation, cellular component: cytoplasm. The transcript is spliced from 3 exons. The record is from RefSeq and is a predicted model, not a curated record. Gene Ontology annotation, biological process: protein transport. Lineage: Eukaryota; Fungi; Mortierellomycota; Mortierellomycetes; Mortierellales; Mortierellaceae. Bases 160 to 2094 code for a protein of 644 amino acids.
CAACCACUUAACCUUUUUACGCUCAUCUCACACUCCAUCGCCCUCGCUCAUUCCAUCACUUCCGUCUACUGCUUCGACCCUCCUCUCCCCCUCCUUCGUCUUUCUAACUCCCAACAAAACAACACGAACUGGCAGUAAAGGAGGAGGCAUAGAACGAAGAUGCUGCGACUCGCAAAGGCACUUCCGUUCUUCAAUACGUCUGAGGAUGCCCUAGCGCGAUCCUUCAUCACACCCACCAAUGGCUUCUAUAUCUCGGUUCCAACCAGGUGCAGUCUCGACAACUACCAUGGCCCCGGAACUGUCUUCCAGGGACAGCUGAACCUGCAGCUCACAAAGCCCAUCAGGGCACCCUGUCGACUCCGUGUCAUCUUUUCUUGUCUUCACACCAUACCCAUGUGCGACUUUGAUUCUUCUUCACAGCCAUCCUCAUCGACUUCAUUAACUGAAGUCCGCGUCAGUUCAGAUUCCUCAUCAAAGGGACAAGGAAACAACACUCCGCGGACUGGGCCUCACCAGCACAGCCUCUUUGAGAUCGAACACACGCUUGUUGAGGACGAGCCAUUGCAUCCCAAGAGGCACACCUUCAUGUUCAACAUAAAGUUCCCGAGGGUCAACCUGCCCGCAUCCAUGACGGUAAGCCUCCUUUCUACCGAUAAGCAAGGAUGCUGUGUGUUGCAGACACUCUCCUCCAUCCACCCCUAUCAACAUUGUCAUUUCAUCUCUACAAAAAAAAUACUACUUGAGGACGGAGAUCGCUUUGUUGUUUAUUCUCUACACGCGGAACUCUCCUUUCAGACCACCCCCGAUGAUCCUUCGACCCAGGCCAUGCUCUCCUCGCCUGCAGUGCACCUCAAAUACCUCCCGCUGAUUCCGACGUCCAUCCCUCACUUUCCAGUCAUUGAGAUGGCCCAGGUCAUGGACCCGUACUCCAAUCGGCCGCUCGUCAAGGCUUCCCUCGAAAGUCCUCAGCGCGGAGUCUGUCCAGGCGAGUCUCUACCGCUGUCGCUCACUAUCACCAACUCGUCCGAGACUGACCUGGUCUCCAUCCAUCUCGGCUUGGUCCGUGUUAUCUCCUACCCAGCCUCAUCUUCCUCGCCUUCUACAACAUCCUCUGUUUUGACCGCGGAGCCAACGACUGUGCACACAGUGACCUUGCCCGUAUCCCAGACAGUCAAUAAGGACUCCACAUGGAUAGAAUCUGUUCAGUUCAAAGUCCCCUCCAACCUAGGACUCAUUCCAACGACUAACAAGGUCAUCACACCCCUGUACAAGGUUGACUACUACCUCUCAGUCUCCUUACCAAUCGCAAGCCGUGGUUCGGGCUUGGCAAGCUGGUUCACACCCAGCGUGAGGAACCCUCCUCCAGUCGACAUCUCCUUAAUUCGCAACGCAACAGGAUCCACGGGAGCAGAAUCUGGAACAGAAACAGGAAACGCAACAGAAAACGACAAUACGAACUCGCGCGCAGGACCACGCAAGACCUCUGUCGAUAAGAUCAUCAAGGCGAAUCUACACAUAGACAGGAUCCCGACCCUCACCUCGACCCUGAAAUGGCCGACUCUGGUCCAACUCCCAAUUGUCCCCGUUAUCGUCGGCACCGUACCCUACAGUGUCACUGAGCGCCAGCUACGCUGGCCGAUCCCCAACUACUUGGAUGUGAUGGACCGACCGCGCUUUGUCCGGGACAAAUUCGAGGAGGAGAUGAUGCAGCACCUCAAGAGCCUCGAGACCUUGAUUGUUGAGGAGGAAGAUGAGAAUGAUAUUGAGAACAUCAUCCAGGAGGCUGUAAGGAAAUCGGCAUCUUCAGGGGAGAGUGAUGAGGACGAUUCACAUUCAAGCAGGGUCCCUGCGAGGUUCAGGGACGGUGGGGGCGGCGGAGGUCAAUCACGGAGGAAAGGGUCGUUGUCGACUUCGGGAUUGGGGACGCCGCCACCGUCGCCACCUUCGACGUCACCGAUGGCAAUCCAUACGCUGCCGAGGGUAGGUCGGCGAUCGAUGAGUCCAAAGUCGAGGGGGCUGAGCAAGGAACUUUUGCUGGAGAUGCAUCAUUCAAAGGUCCAGCAGAGUCUUCAAGCUGGGCUGCAGAGUAUCUAGAAGAAAACGAAAAGACAUAUGUGUCCCGCAGCUCAGGUAUCAUUGUACAUAAUAUCUCUCUUGAGCAUCUCACCCCGUAAUGCGCUUCCUGUUACUGUUUCUGUAAAUAAAAUAAAAUAAAAUAAAUACAGAUGCAUCAUGUUUUGGCAAAAAAAUAGACCCUGAGAAUUGCUGCGCCCAAUUGAC